UCGAAGAGCUUUCGCCCAUUCACGCUCAAACAUUGCAAGCCCACAGGAAAAGAAAACCUUUCCAAAACCGCUCGUCACCUCUUCUUCCCCUGUUUCUCCCUUCCUCUCUCUGUCCCCAUUUCCCCGACCUGCGGAAUCCUAACCUUCACCUUUGUUUGUCCUGGGUUCUUGGGAUUCUGUGGCUGUUUCCUUGACGGAGGAGCAGCGGAGGACGGAUCGGGCCCGGGAGUUUGCCUUCUUCUUGCCCGGAUUUGGUGAAGAAGGCGGCGAGGGGUCUCGAUCUGCGAUGGGAUCCAAUGCGAUCGAGGACUACUGGAUCGAUGGCGGAGGGUCGGACGGGGAGUUGCGCUGCGCGCUGGAGAGUUUCUGUGAAAUGGCUCCGACUGCAGGAGUGCGGAUUGAAGAGGCCUACAGAGAUGCCAGCGGCCUUGAGCAGGCUAGCUUGAGGAAGAGGAUGAGAGAUGAAUCAUGUGCAGGACCCAAGUCUAAAGCAUGCCGUGAGAAGAUACGGCGUGAUAGGCUAAAUGAUAGGUUUUUGGAAUUAAGUGCCAUCCUUGAUCCCGGUAGGCAUCCUAAGUUUGACAAAGCCAGUAUUCUAAGUGAUGCAGCUCGUCUACUGGUACAAUUAAGAAGCGAAGCACAGCAACUUAAGGAAUCAAAUGAAAAGCUUCAAGAAACAAUUAAAGAUCUAAAGGUGGAGAAGAAUGAGCUUCGAGAGGAGAAGAUGAGGUUGAAGGCAGAUAAGGAGAGAUUAGAGCAACAAAUCAAGGUCAUGAGUGUGCCUCCGGCAGGAUUUAUGCCACAUCCAAUCGCAUACCAUCCUACUGCUGCCACCGUCGCAUUUGCUCCACAUGGUCAGGCCCCGCCGAGCAAAUGUGCCCCCUUUACUGCAUUCCCUGGCGUAGCCAUGUGGAAAUGGUUGCCUCCUCCAGUUGUGGAUACCACACAAGACACCAAGCUUUGGCCUCCCAAUGCUUAGACACUCAAACUGCAGCAACCGCAUCUUUUUGCUGGCCCUUCUUUUAUUAAAAUUUGCUUUCAUUACUGAAGUUUCUGUAGUCUGAUUGGAGCGCAUGUGGUCCGCUUCUGAUGUGGUUAUUAGGCGGCAGUGUAAAAGGGGUCCCCUGACGUUUUGACUCAAUUGUGAAUGUGCAAGGAUUGUGCUUGUUUCAGUAUUUCGACGAAACCCAAUACAGCCUGCAGUCUUUCAGCUUUCUUACUCCACGUAUGGAAUCUUUGGUCGGAAGCAGACCUUUUAUCAAAG
This is a messenger RNA of Phoenix dactylifera (date palm), 1264 nucleotides long. RefSeq names its product transcription factor bHLH115-like. Lineage: Eukaryota; Viridiplantae; Streptophyta; Magnoliopsida; Arecales; Arecaceae. Gene Ontology annotation, biological process: intracellular iron ion homeostasis; regulation of DNA-templated transcription. Gene Ontology annotation, molecular function: DNA-binding transcription factor activity; protein dimerization activity. The record is from RefSeq and is a predicted model, not a curated record.